Messenger RNA from Cuscuta campestris, 1093 nucleotides. The record is from the annotation of a GenBank genome assembly. Lineage: Eukaryota; Viridiplantae; Streptophyta; Magnoliopsida; Solanales; Convolvulaceae.
CAUACCAAUGCUCCCUCCUUGUAACUCCGAACUUUUGGACUCCGACUCAUUUGAACCGAGCUGUUAAAUCUUUGAGUGGUGUCUAGUGUCUACUGCCAGUAUUUCAUCGCCUCAUGCCUGUCCUGCCUGUCGCCGCCGUCUACUUCCGAUUACAGGUUGACAUAUCAUUUUUUGCUGGACAUGUGUGGUCUCGGGUUCAGUUCUGAAGAAUCGAAGUUAGAAACACGCCCUUAGAGAAAGAUUGUGAAGCCACACAAGCUCUAACUUGUUCCUCUGUACUGAAUUGUCAUGGCUGCUUGCAGAGUUAGCCCCCUCCACAAUCCCAUUCUUAUGAUUCCAUUCACAUCUUCCAAGCCAAAAUCCCAUUUACCCAUUCAUUCCCUUCCAUGCCAUCACAAUCCUGAACUUCCCAGGUUGAGGAUUUCUCACAAACAUUGGAAAGCAAGAAAAAAUCGUUUUCCUAUAUCUUAUUGUUCUGUGGAAGAAGGAACUAGAAGUUUCUCAGAAUCAGGGUCGUCUGAUUCUUCCACGGAAACAGACAUUGACUUGAAGCUUCCAAGGAGAAGUCUUUUGGCUACUUUCACCUGCAACGCCUGUGGCGCUCGAUCUCAAAGGUUCAUAAACCGUUUAGCUUAUGAAAGAGGACUUGUCUAUGUUCAGUGUUCAGGGUGCUCAAAGUAUCAUAAAUUGGCGGACAAUCUUGGUCUUGUGGUUGAAUACAACUUGAGAGAUGGAAAUGAUGGCGGGGAUUAUUAUUCCGAGGGAGACCAGUAUUUAUAAUAUAAUGCGUCAAUAACAAGGUGAAACAAUUUGAUAGAACUUGAAGGAAAGAUGGGAUUGGUGAAUGCAUCAUUCUAUCUCCACUCGAAUCCUAUAUCAGUAUUUGGUGCCCUCCAUCUCCUAUGCAAUAUAAUACCAAUCACUUGUAUGAUGUUUCAUGUACAUCCAUUGUGAGUAUUCAUUUAUGAGUAACUGAAUAUUCAUUUUCAAACAAUUGAAUACUCAUUUUUUAGAAACUGAAUUUUUAUUUUCUCUAAAAUUUAGUUAUACUUGAAAAUGAUUAUUCACUUACUAAAAAAUGAGUAUUCAUUAA